Messenger RNA from Pelobates fuscus (common spadefoot toad), 3727 nucleotides. RefSeq names its product NACHT, LRR and PYD domains-containing protein 3-like. Gene Ontology annotation, cellular component: cytoplasm. The coding region runs from base 136 to 2835 and encodes 899 amino acids. The transcript is spliced from 8 exons. Gene Ontology annotation, biological process: regulation of apoptotic process. Lineage: Eukaryota; Metazoa; Chordata; Amphibia; Anura; Pelobatidae. The record is from RefSeq and is a predicted model, not a curated record.
CUCUACGGAAUACUAGUCGGAGUGAAAAUAAUCUGUGUUUAGGACACUAGGGCAGGAAGUGUGCUUUGUUAAACAAAACUGGAGAGCCCAUGUUAACAGCAGUUAAAAGAAUAGAAGAAAUUACGGCACCUACGUAUGUCUCUGGAAGAAAAUCAACAUUAUUUAACUCUUAGAGCACAACAUAUGGGCGAGAAAUUAAUGUCUUGUGGAGGGGAGAGCACAAUCCUUAACAACUGUCCAUGCAACAGUGAAUCUUCACUUUCAUUCUUACAAACACACCGUGUGAAUCUGAUAGAUGAGCUUGCAGACUAUAUCGAUUUUAUUGUUGACCGAGGCCUAGAGGAACAACUUCUAUCAAAAGAUGAUUAUGAAGAUAUUACAUAUGAACGAGGUCCCAGAAAAAAAGUAAGAAAGCUGCUGGAUAUCAUUGACUGUCUUGGGGAAGAAAAUGCAUCAUUCUUUUGUUCGGUUUUUAUUCAAAUUAAAACUGCAAAUUUAACAAAGCAAAACACUAAACAGAGUGAGUAUUCAAAAUCUAUAAAGAAACACAAAGAGGUUCUUGCACGGCGAAAUGACUGCAUUAAAUAUUAUAAUGCCAGAGUUGGAGAAAAAUUCUACUUCACCGAUCAUUUUGUAAAUCUUUUGCUCGUUAAGGGACAUUACAGCCUUGAAAUUAAGAAAAAUGAAUUGAUAACUUUUGGCCAACAACGGAUACACCUCCAAAACAAUAAGGACUUGAAGCCAGAAAUCAAACUAUACCAACUUUUCCAAAAAUUAAAUGACAGAAGGACUCCAAAGAAAAUCCUUGUAAGUGGUGUAGCGGGAAUUGGAAAAACUGUAUUUGUACAAAAAAUUCUCCAUGAUUUUGCAAAGACAUCAACAUAUAGCAAUUUUGAUUUUGUAUUGAAUUUGACUUUCCGCGAUCUCAACUUGUUUAAUGAUCCUACAACGCUGCGAGAAAUAAUUCGUAAAAAACAUGGACAUUUAUCCAGUACCUUGGAGGACAUUUUUAAUAAUAGUGAAAAACUCCUCAUGAUCUUGGAUGGCUUUGAUGAAUUUAAGUUUUACAACCAGAUUGAUUUAGACCAAUAUGUAUUUGAUCCAGAUGAGGAAGCGUUAGUUCCACAAAUAUUUGGCAGUCUACUAAAUAGUGAGCUCCUCCCAGAUGCCACCAUUGUUGUGACCAGUCGGCCAACAGUCAUUAACCACAUCCCUAUUGAAUCUAUUGACCGCUUUGUAGUAAUUACAGGCUUCUCAGUCUCAGAGAUAGAAGAUUAUUUCCAAAAAUUUUACAGGGACGACGUGCUGGGAACUAAGAUAUUUCUUUCUGUGAAAGAAAACCAUUUCUUAUUUACACUCUGUUACAUCCCUGCUUUCUGCUGGAUUGUUUGCAGUGUUCUCAGAGGAUAUUCCUCUCUCAGCAUCGGAGAGCCCAAAACGAUGACCGACAUCUAUUGUCAUUACCUUGUAAUUUUAUUGAAAUACCAUGCCCAUCAAGGUGAUUGUGUUAAAGAUGAAGCCGUGCUGAAAGCUGUAUUUAAUUUAGGUAAGAUUGCUUACCAUUCAUUUUUGAGACAUGAAACACUAUUUUAUGAACAGGAUGUGGACCUGGUUCAAAAGUUGCCACCUGAAAUUGUAAAUAGUUUUCUUGAUAAAACAUCUGUCCAGGAACUUGAAGGUACAGAAAACGUGCUUUCGUUCACACAUUUUACUAUCCAAGAGUUCUUUGCAGCAUUUUACUAUGCUUUUCAUGAAGUCAGUCUCUCUGAUGAUAUAAUGAAAUCCCCGGUUCAAGAGAAACUUAACCUUUAUUCUGGUUGGUUGGAUUUAUUUCAUCGAUUUCUUUCAGGAUUGAUGUCUGUACGUAAUGAAAAUGUGCUGUUUAAACAUCUAAAACUGGAAGGAAGUAAGAGAUUGGACACAUACACAUCGUGGUUGAUUGAAUCCCUCAUUAAACACUGUGAAAAUGGCCACUGUAUUCUUAACCUCUUGCACUGCUUGUUUGAACAACAGCGUAGUUGUUUGGUCCAGAAAAUACAACCAGACGUGUUACGGCUCAAUUUGAGUGACAACUUAUUAUCACCCAUUGACUUUGAUGUUUUGAUCUAUUUUUUGGAUCUCGUCAAUAUGAAUAUUGAUGAACUUGAUUUAACAGCAACACAUGUAAACGCCGACUACUUGAAGAAGCUUCUACCUUACCUUCAUCGAUGUCGCAGAUUCUGGAUUGGUGAAAAUAAGUUGGAUUCAGAAUCAAUAAAAGUUAUCUGCAGUGCCCUGACAUCUUCUGAUUGCAAAAUGGAAGAACUGGGGCUCGGAUGGACACAACUAGAAGAUGAGGACUUUUUACAAAUCUAUAAGGCUCUCUGUUCUAACUGCAGUUUGCAAGGAUUAUGGGUUGAAGGUAAUAAUAUCAGCUAUAAAGCUGUUGAACAGUUUUUGGACAUAACCCUAACCAAUACAACUUUACAGUAUGCCGUGCUUCUUGGAAAUAAACUGCAAGCAGAUGAACUUGCAGCUCUAAUAGUAAAUCCUCACAAGAAAGUCAUUGUUGUUCACAUUGACAAUGACUAUGGUGAAGAAUUUUGGCAGGGAUGGUGGGCCUGGAUUUUCCAAAGAUGCAAAAUGUGCAGUGAUGAGAAAAUUGUUGCUUUCCUGACAAAAGUUUAUCGAGGACUUGGCCUCUGCCAUGGGAAAAGCACUACUUGGAUGGAUAAUUGGUAUACUGAAAUAGAUCAAUUCUUACAGGAAAGAAUAAAGAAUUGUCCCGUCAACAACAUUAGAAAGAAAAUUGAGACUCUUAAACAGAUGUUUCAUGAACAAUCAGCUAAGCAGUGAUAUACGUUGUAACUCCCACACAAUCUGCAUUGAGCUCUCAAAGUGUAAUAGCGAGAAUCUAAACUCAAUCUCUGUAACUUGAGAAUGGUCACUCUUGAGCAUUGCAUACAUCAGUAGACCUGGUUUCAAUGCUUUUGGUUAUUUUUCUAUGGUCUUCAACAAUUUGUGAUAUAAAUUCACAUUUGAUUUGUGAUUUCAAGCCACAAUUUUAGUCAAGAAGAAGGCAUUUUAACUGGAGUGAAAAGUCCAAUAUCAAAGUCAAGCUGAGCACAGUAGGAUCACUUCAUAUUCAAAUAUCGGAAACCAGUGCCAUCUGUAAAGGGAUUUAUUGGACAGUUGUGUUCUAGUUCUUUAAGUAGGUAAUCGUCGUGGUAACCAAAAUUACAUAAGUCUUGGUUGACUCUCUUUUAACUCUUUAAGCUAAAGUCAUGUUUAUAGUCUGCACUCACUUAUUUCAAGUGUUUCUGACAUAGUUUUUUAUUACAAUAUUGUAACAUACGCGGAGCUGAGGAAUUGGGGGCACUGAACAGGAGGUGUGUGAUGUUCUUAUAUAAAUAUUUUACAUUGAAUAUAUAAUUUAUCUAUAUGAUAAAAUAUGUAUUAAAUGCCAAUAGGUGUAAUUUGUAUCAAAGAAAACAUAACAAGUCAUAACAAGUUCAUGUUAAACACCAAUAUCAGUGUUUUUUAUUCUGUAAGUCAUCCUCAUAAAUUCUAUAUUUGUUUUUCUUGCAAUUUUUUGUUGUUGUUUUGCAGAACAUGCAUUUAGUAUACCAAAAGUGAAACUUCUCAAAAAAAUACAGCAUAGAAUAUGCGGAAGAAAGGAAUUUGGGGUGCAAUUCUCCAUAAUGAAAAUUGAGAACAGCAGCGUGGAGGUUAUUUAAAAAAAAAAAAA